AUGUCUUCACUCUCCCUUGCUUCUUCGGCGUCCAUCACAAUACCCACUGGACCUGUCACUCCUCCAGAGCCCCCAUCCGUUGAAGGCCAACGUCUCACGGCUUCCACCCUUAAACCCACAUUUGAAACUCUCGGGCCAUCUUCAUCCUCUACACGCGUCUCAUGUUUCUGGGAAUCUUCCGUUGGGGAACGUCUCUGGGACCGGUAUUCCAACGCCACAUCAUGGAACUAUACACCGCCCACCUUCACUCAUUCCAUCGCACAGUCACAGAUCUCUGGUGGAGGACACGGAGUCUUCGCGACUCAGGAUAUCGAUGCGGGAGAAGUGGUGAUUGAAGAGCGGUCGUUGUUAGUAACGUUUGGGUUUACGCCGGAGCGGAGAGACCGUGAGUUAGAAGAGAGGAUUUUGGCGGGCAUGUCAGUCGAGGGAAGGAAGGCCUUUUUGAGUUUGGGGAACGCGUUUGAGAGUAGUGAGGGGAAAGUUUUUGGGAGAGUGUUGACGAACGGGAUUGGAAUCGGGACGUUGGAAGGAAGUAAGAUGGAGGGAGGUUACGUUGCUGUGGCGGAACAUAUCGCUCGAGUCAAUCAUAGCUGUCGACCGGCCACGUCCUGGCGCUUUGACUCUACCAACUUCACGCUCCAACUUCGAGCCUUACAGCCUAUCACCUCCGGCUCCGAGAUAACUACCUCGUACAUCGACAUUCUCCUACCGUCGUCCAGCCGACAAUCCGAGCUCCGACGCAAGUACGGCUUCACCUGCUCGUGCACAGCAUGCACCCUUCCACCUGCAAGCAGGGAAUUGAAGUACAGUGACAUGUCGAGGUCGCUUCUCAAAACAUGGGCAAAGAAUAAUGGAUACGACGUGCACGAGAAGGAAUUGAGGGCUUGGGUAUCUCGAGCGAGUUCUAUGGAUGGAAAGGAUAGGGAGAAGGAGGAUAUGAAGAUGAUUGAUCGGUAUCUGAAUAUGGCGCGCACAAUGGAACGAGAGCAGACGUGGCCUGCGGACGUAUGGACGAGGGUGCUACAGCCAUUGGUGAAGGUAUAUUGCGCACUCGGAGAUAAGGAGAAUGCAAUACUUUGGGCGAGGGUGGCAGAGCAUUUGGCGAAAGUGGCGACUGGACACGAUGAAGGAUGGUCGAAGGUGGCGGAGAAUCCUGAGCGGAGUGACUGGUGGGGCUUGGUGUUUUAG
Stereum hirsutum FP-91666 SS1 is the source of this 1188-nucleotide messenger RNA. RefSeq names its product SET domain-containing protein. The record is from RefSeq and is a predicted model, not a curated record. The transcript has 2 exons. Gene Ontology annotation, molecular function: protein binding. NCBI's taxonomy places the organism in Eukaryota, Fungi, Basidiomycota, Agaricomycetes, Russulales, Stereaceae. The coding region runs from base 1 to 1188 and encodes 395 amino acids.